AUGGUGGCCCGCCGGCUGGUCCAGGAGCUGGGUGGGUGGCGUUCGGCCCCAGCGACCAGCAUGGGCCGCGAGGACCCUGACCCGGAGCGGAAAGGGGCGUCGGGGGCGGCCGACAGGGUUCCCGGAGACGCGCGGCAGCCGGGUGUGCACAAGCACGCGUGCCUGUCACCGUUCCCGCUCCGCGCGCCCGCGGCAAGUGCCCCCUCCCUGCUGCCCCGGGCCGGCUCCCCGCCCCGCCCUCAGACCCCCUCAGCCCACUACACAGGGCUCAACCGAACACGGAGGCUGCUGCCUGGAACACCCCUGGCGCCCGGGUACCCGCGAGCACCGCAAGCCCCGGGGGCACCGCCCACCCGGCCGGAUGCCGAGCGGGCGCAGCGCCUCCCGGGCGGAGCUUGCUGGCUCCCGCCUCCGCCGCGGGCCUCGAAGGCGGGGCCUCCCUGCAACCUGCGCGACUCUAACAUGGCUCCGCGGCUCUUUUAUUCCAAGGACAAUGAAGGCAGCUGGUUCCGCUCCCUGUUUGUGCACAAGGUGGAUCCUCGGAAGGAUGCCCACUCCACCUUGCUGUCCAAGAAGGAGACCAGCAACCUGUAUAAGAUUCAGUUUCACAACGUGAAACCCGAGUGUCUGGAUGCCUACAACAGCCUGACGGAAGCCAUGCUACCCAAGUUGCACCUGGAUAAAGACUACCCUUGCUCGCUCGUGGGCAACUGGAACACGUGGUACGGAGAGCAGGACCAGGCAGUGCAUCUAUGGCGGUUCUCCGGCGGCUACCCAGCCCUCAUGGACUGCAUGAACAAGCUCAAAACCAACAAGGAAUACCUGGAGUUCCGGAAAGAACGGAGCCAGAUGCUGCAAUCCCGGAGGAACCAGAUGCUCCUUGAGUUCAGCUUCUGGAAUGAACCACAGCCCCGUGCAGGCCCCAACAUCUAUGAGCUGAGGACGUACAAGCUCAAGCCAGGAACCAUGAUCGAGUGGGGGAACAACUGGGCCCGAGCCAUCAAGUAUCGGCAAGAGAACCAGGAAGCAGUGGGUGGCUUCUUCUCGCAGAUAGGAGAGCUCUACGUGGUGCACCAUCUCUGGGCCUAUAAAGACCUACAGUCUCGGGAGGAGACUCGAAAUGCUGCGUGGAGAAAGCAGGGCUGGGAUGAGAAUGUCUACUACACAGUGCCCUUGGUUCGACACAUGGAGUCUCGGAUCAUGAUUCCCUUGAAGAUCUCACCUCUCCAGUGA
Messenger RNA from Elephantulus edwardii (Cape elephant shrew), 1233 nucleotides. It is a transcript of the gene NIPSNAP1, whose product is annotated as nipsnap homolog 1 (C. elegans). The transcript has 12 exons. The record is from RefSeq and is a predicted model, not a curated record. Lineage: Eukaryota; Metazoa; Chordata; Mammalia; Macroscelidea; Macroscelididae. Gene Ontology annotation, cellular component: mitochondrion. The coding region runs from base 1 to 1233 and encodes 410 amino acids.